This is a messenger RNA of Magnolia sinica, 1211 nucleotides long. RefSeq lists its product as uncharacterized. The record is from RefSeq and is a predicted model, not a curated record. Gene Ontology annotation, molecular function: 5'-deoxynucleotidase activity. Bases 182 to 982 code for a protein of 266 amino acids. Lineage: Eukaryota; Viridiplantae; Streptophyta; Magnoliopsida; Magnoliales; Magnoliaceae. Gene Ontology annotation, cellular component: cytoplasm. The transcript is spliced from 8 exons.
CAGAGCCCUCAUUCCUCUCCAUUGUCUUCGCGUCUGGGAUUUUCAUUUCUUCCCCGCAAUUGAAAUCUCCGCAAAAACAGUUCCGCCUUCAACAGUCCGUACUUUUCUCUCGUUUUCCGCAUUUCUCAUUUCCAAACGCAAAUCUGAGAAAACUCUGUUUCCCGGAAAAACGAGGAAAUCAAUGUCUUCGAAUCUAGCCCUUUCUCCUUCAUCUGCUUCUUCUUCUUCAUCUUCUUCUCCUUCUUCUUCUCAUCUCCACCAUCGAUCUUGUCUUUCCUCUCCCUCUUCUCCUUCCUUCUUAAAACUCGGGAACCGCAGCCGAACUCCAAGAACCAUCCUCACCGUCCGUUCUCACGCUAGCGCUGAUGGAACUGGAGGAUCGAAGCAAUCGUCCGAUCCAAUGGACGGAUGUACGGUUACGUCCUCGGCCAUCGAUUUCCUCACGUUGUGCCAUCGCCUCAAGACUACAAAAAGGAAGGGAUGGAUCAACCAUGGAAUCAAGGGUCCUGAAUCUAUUGCUGAUCACAUGUACCGCAUGGCACUGAUGGCUUUAAUUGCUGGUGACCUUCCUGGUGUAAACAGGGAAAGAUGUAUUAAGAUUGCAAUAGUGCAUGACAUUGCAGAAGCUAUUGUGGGCGAUAUCACACCCUCAGAUGGUGUGCCUAAAGAAGAAAAGCAUAGGCGCGAACAAGAUGCUUUGAAUGAAAUGUGUAAAGUCCUUGGUGGAGGAAUGAGGGCUGAGGAGAUAAAAGAACUUUGGGCAGAGUAUGAGAACAAUUCUUCUAUAGAGGCUAAUCUUGUGAAGGAUUUUGAUAAAGUGGAAAUGAUUCUGCAAGCUUUGGAGUAUGAAACUGAACACGGGAAGGUCUUGGACGAGUUCUUUCUCUCCACAGCAGGGAAAUUUCAAACGGAAAUUGGGAGGACUUGGGCAGCCGAGGUGACAUCAAGACGGAACAUGAGGCUAAGCAACAGGUUCAACUGACCACACUCACAGCUAGAAUCUGCUGUGUUGUAUUCUCUUGCUGUUGUUUCAAUAAGAUAGAGCUUAAACUGUUUUUACCUGGCCCGCCUCACUCUCAGCAGCUUCUGUGCCUAGCCGGUGGCCAUACCGUAAAGCGGCAUGGGUUGCACUGGAGGAUACCGACGUUUUCUCUUAAGCUUGAGAGUAAAAUACACCGUAUUUAAAGAAAUAAAGCAUUUAUUCUUGUGGC